Molecule: messenger RNA, 2545 nt
Organism: Lycium barbarum (goji berry)
Lineage: Eukaryota; Viridiplantae; Streptophyta; Magnoliopsida; Solanales; Solanaceae
Exons: 3
Coding region: 242-547 (101 amino acids)
Source: RefSeq, a predicted model, not a curated record
UUUCCCUAGAUAUAGAACAGAUUUUCUUAUUAUCGUUAGAUUCCUUUGUUAAUUAAUUGACUCGUAUAUGAGCUUUUCCUGUUUACUUUUAUAGUAGAUAUCAAAUCCAUAUAAUUGCUUACAUAUACUUUCUUACAAGUACUUAUGCUAUUUAUUUUUACGAUAGAUGUUAAUUUGAAGUCACAGUGGUGGACAACACUGAUUCUACAAUGGCAUUAUCGCGGAUGAACCCACUGAAACUAUGUUGCAUCUCACCGCAGAAGAAAUCUACAAUAUUCGUUGUGUCAAGAAGGAAAUGCUACCUCUUGCAAAUGUGACAAGGCAACUAACUGGCAAGACGUUUAACGUUCAAAUGAAGAGAUCUUUGACAAAAAAAAUGGAUGCAGCACCCGCAAAAUUAAUUCUUCUGUCCUUUAUGCAAAAAGAGAACGCGAUUGACACACAAUUGCCCCCUAUCCUAAUGGACAUUCCAGAAAGCAGCAAGAGGAAUAUUGAUGAUAACCAAAAGAAAAUGAAAAUUGCUACUCCGAGAAACUAUCGAAAGUGAAAAUCUUUCGCUUCUUACUUUUGGGAUACAAUUGGAGCCACUUUUUGCUAUCUCCUUGAAGACAUGGUUGAAACUACUUUUUCUGUUGUCUUCCUAGAUGCGAUACUGAAGUUUUUGAAAAAGACAGAAACUACUUUUGUUGCUGCCUUAUCCUGUGGUAGUUCUCAUAUCAGGUUAGCCCUUUUCUUCUUUUACUUCAUGUAACUCUCCUCAAUCACAAUUUUCCUUUGAACACUACAAUUGUUUUCUUAUGGAGCAAUAACUUGGGUGAGGACAAUUUGCUUUAAGGAAGGAUUAUAUACAUUGUGGUGCAUGCAAUUUGUCAAAUGGAUCAUAUAAGCUGUUUAGAUAUGAGAUGACAUGUGAACCUCUUUUAGGUAUACAAUAUUUUAGUCACCACAACAAUUACACUGUUGCAGUUUACUAUGGUCAUAGUUGUCUUGUGUUGGUUUUUUUUUUUUUUUUUUGGGACGUACAUAUUGAACCCAGUUUUCUUCACUAUUUUCCGCUCCUCCAAAAUCAGUCAGGUUCAUUCCUCUUCAUUUUCAUCUCUAGCUUUAAUUUCACCCUUCUUCAUCUCUGUAAUGGAUCCUUAGGGGAGGCGAACUAUAUGAGGUACGAUUAAUACUGUACUUCGCUGGUUGUGCCCUCUGUUUCUACCAUGCUCUUUAUCUGGACUGCACAAGUAAAAAGAUUCCCUACAUUCAAUUACUUUCUUAGAUAUAGCAUAAUCAUAAUGCAAUGGCAUGCCAGGGAUUUUUUAACUUGUGCAGUUGUUGCCAGCAAAGAAACUUUUUGGUGCUUUUCAGAAAUCUCCAUGGUAAGCAUCAGCUAUCUCAACAUUAUCAUGUUCAAAAUCCCUUUUUCAAUCUUUUAUUUUUCACACACUAAUUAUUCACCUUGUCUAUGCUAUGCAAUAGACACCAAUAUUCUCACCAAAGAUUACAAGAGAAGUGUCAGCACCGCUGCUAACCUUCAAGUCAAUGUAUCGCUUUGUUAAUAUGUAAAUAGAAUGUACACCCCUGUUCAAUUUGUUUUAACCUAUUUUCUUUUUAGUCUGUGUCAAAAUAAAUGACCUCUUUUCUAAUUUGGAAACAAAUUCACUUUAUGAAUUAUUUACAGCCACACAAAUUUUCAAGGCUUAUUUUGAACCACAAGUUUCAAAAGUAUUCCCUCUUUUUUAAAUGUCGUGUCCAGUCAAAUGGGUUCAUAUAAAUUGAAACGGAAGGAGUAUAUAGCUAUUGUGUAAAUCUCUGUUCAACUUGUAAAACUAGGCUCCGUAUGGUCUAUGUUCAACUUAUAAAACUUGGCUCCUUAUCAAAUGUAUGUAAAAACUAUAUGUUCUUGACAGUGGCGGACCUAGAAUUUUAGGAUCGCGGGUGCUCGCCUUUUAACGACAAACUAUGAUCGUCUAAAAAUGAAAGGCGACGGAAAAACAGAAACUAUUGUGUCCAGGUAAUUAGGACACUGAAGAAAAGGUUGCAAACAUUUAUGCAAGUGAUACUUUUUUUUUUCUUUUUUACCACAAUUAAGCAAACUAAUUAAAAACGGAAAAUUAGAAGUCCGAAAAAGCAAAUAAGCAGUAAGAAAGGAAAAGAAAAACCAGCUGGUAAAACUAAAAGGAAGGAAGAAUCUGGCCAAAAAUUUGAGAAGCUAAACGCUCUAUGCAAGGAUUGAUCUCGAAUCUCACGCGAGCAACAACUUUGAUUUCCCCUUUUAAACCAAAGCACCCAGCAGCAUCUUUCUGCAAUGGGUGCUUAAGCAUUUUAUAUAUCCGUUUUGUUGAUUUUUAUAAAUAAAUAUGUAAAGCUUGGGAUGCGGUCAAUGGGUGCUGGAGCACCACUUUGCACUAUGUGGGUCCGUCCCUUUCUUGGUCUGAGUUACUAUUUUGAAAGAUUUUGCUCUUGAUUUAUUUAGUAACAGCUACAUAAAGCUAACUAUAUAUCUGUUAGGCCUUCUCCACGUUGGCCUCGUGCUGUCAUGGGGCAUACUCCCCUA